AUGCACGGCGCGCGGAGCCUGCGGCUGCCCGGCCGCGCCGUCAUGUACACGGCCGAGAGCCUGCCCAAGGGCAAGAACCGAGUSAUGGGGACCAUUCAGAUCAUGACCGGCUUCAUGCACAUCGGCUUCGGCGUCGUCCUCACCAUGCUCGCCAGCGUCUACACCUCGGUCUUCGUCACCGGCGAGAUCCCCUUCCUGGGCGGCGUGUCUUUCAUCAUCUCGGGCUGCCUGUCCAUCGGCGCCGAGAAGAGCCCCACGGAGUGCGCGGUGAAGGGCAGCCAGACCAUGAACAUCAUCAGUGCCAUCUUCGCGCUGCUCGGCAUCGCCACCUUCAUCGUCGACCUCAACCUCAACGGCCUCUACCGCUCCGGCUUCGACCCCUGCGCCUACCUGGUCGUGCUCGCGGGCAACGGCAUCUCCAUCGUGCUGCUCAUCUUCACCGUCCUCGAGCUCUGCAUCGCCGUGGCCACGGCCAGCUUCUGGUGCCGGGCGACGCGCGUGCGCUCCGCCGAGGCCAUGCUCAUCGCGCCCUCGGCCACGCGGGUGGACGCGCCGCUGCCCCCGGCCGAGCCGCCCAGCUACAGCGAGGGCCUCCAGGUGCUCCUGGGCUUGCUGCACGUCGGCUCCGGUGGCGUCCUCGUGUCCUUCGUGGGCGAGCCGGUGGAGAUGCUGASCGUGCAGUCCUGGUACCUCUUCUGGGGGGGACUCUUGUUCAUCUCCUCCGGCUCCUGCUCCAUGUUGGCGGAGAAGAACCAGAGCAUCUGCUUGGUGAGGGGCUGCACGGCCCUCAACGUCACCAGUGCCCUCGCCACAGUGGUGGGCAUCGUCCUCGUGCUUUGGGACCUCAGCGUCUGCACUGGGCUCAGCUACGGGGCGGCGCUGCGGCUGGAGCUGCGCGUCACCAGGGCGCUCCUGGGCAUCCUGCUGAUGUUCACGCUGCUGGAGACCUGCGUCACGCUCACGAGCACCUACUUGGGGUGGCACCUGCAGCUGGUCGCCUCCAUCCAGGCUGCAGAGUUCGGGCCCUACGUGGUGCCUCCGCCCGCCGUGGUGCUGCCGCCCCCGCCGGCUUACGACGAGAUCUUUACGAACGCAGACGGACGUGCCGCGUGGAGGGGGCACUCGGAGACUUAG
Molecule: messenger RNA, 1134 nt
Organism: Nothoprocta perdicaria
Lineage: Eukaryota; Metazoa; Chordata; Aves; Tinamiformes; Tinamidae
Product: membrane-spanning 4-domains subfamily A member 15-like
Exons: 11
Coding region: 1-1134 (377 amino acids)
Biological process (GO): cell surface receptor signaling pathway
Cellular component (GO): plasma membrane
Source: RefSeq, a predicted model, not a curated record